Molecule: messenger RNA, 1371 nt
Organism: Nicotiana tabacum (common tobacco)
Lineage: Eukaryota; Viridiplantae; Streptophyta; Magnoliopsida; Solanales; Solanaceae
Product: protein GRAVITROPIC IN THE LIGHT 1-like
Biological process (GO): response to red or far red light; negative gravitropism
Source: RefSeq, a predicted model, not a curated record
AUGGAUUCAGUGAGACCAAAUCCAGCUCCAAGUAAAAGCAAGCUAGCAAAGACAUUUCACAGAGUAAUACAUGGCAAAAAAUCCUCAAAACCAUUCUCAAACAAUGGCUUCUGCCUCCUCAUACCUCAAGAAAAGCUCAGGUGUUGUGAGUCUCAACACUUUGACAAAGAAGAAAUUGAAGAAUGCAAAGAACAUUCCAAGAACAAAGCUGUUAUGGAAGCCUUCGUUGCUAAGCUUUUUGCCACAGUUUCCUCUGUUAAAGCUGCUUAUGCUGAGCUUCAGUUAGCUCAGUUCCCUUAUAACAGUGAAGCUAUCCAAGUUGCAGAUCAAGCUGUAGUUAAUGAACUCAAAGCUUUAUCUGAACUCAAACACAGUUACCUCAAAAAACAAAUUGAUUCUUCACCACCCCAUGUAACCCUAAUGCUUGCUGAGAUUCAAGAACAGCAAUCUGUCAUGAAAACUUACGAAAUUACUAUGAAGAAAAUGCAAGGUGAAAUUGAAAUCAAAGGGUACAGCAUAUCUUCACUCCAAAAUGAGCUACAGGAAACCAUUCAAAACAACAAAUCACUUGAGAGAAAGCUUAACGCUAGUGGAUCAUUCUCUAUUCUUGAUAAUGUCAAGUUUUCUGACGUAAACCCUAAAGAUUUUAUCAUGGUUUUGCACUAUGCCAUGAGAUCUAUACGCAACUUUGUCAAGUUCUUGAUUAAGGAAAUGGAGUCUGCUAACUGGGAUAUUGAUGCUGCUACAAACUCUAUUCAAAAUAAUGUGACUUUCCAUAAGAGUAAUCAUAGGGCUUUUGCCUUUGAAUCCUUUGUUUGCAGGGAGAUUUUCUGUGGGUUUAACGAGCCUGCAUUUUCUGUUCAGAACGACGAUUCUUUAUUUUACGGCGGGACAAAUCGCCGGAAUUUCUUCUUUGAACAGUUCAAGAAGCUGAAAUCUGUGGGUGUAACCCAUUUUCUGAAGCAGAAUCCUUCUUCCCUGUUUGGAAAAUUCUUGAAGGCUAAAUACCUUCAUUUGGUUCAUCCAAAAAUGGAGUUUUCAUUCUCCGGGAACUUGAAUCAGAGGAAGCUUGUGAACUCCGGCGAGUUCCCGGAAACAGAGUUCUUUAAGGUUUUUAGCGAGAUGGGGCGGCGCGUGUGGCUUUUGCAUUGCUUAGCGUUCUCUUUUGAUCAACAAGUUAGCAUUUUUCAAGUGAGGAAGAACUGUAGAUUUUCUGAGGUUUACAUGGAAAGUGUCACGGACGAGAUUUUUUCAGCUGCCGGCGUUGAGUUCAAGGUGGCAUUCAUGGUGGUCCCCGGGUUUAAUGUUGGGAAAACGGUGGUACAAAGUCAGGUAUAUUUAUCUCCGAUCACUCUGCCGGCCAAGCACUAG